AUGGCGGAAGUUCCUGGUGGAGGCGUUGGCUCAGCGCCGAUGCUUCGUUGGAGCAAGCUGGAGACGAUGGCCAGACGCAACGAGGAGCCGCCUACGCGCCGCUCGGGUCACUCGCUGUCCAUCGUGGGCUCCAGCGGCUAUUUGUUCGGUGGUUGUGACUACGCGGAGCCUCCUGGGCCGACCAACGACCUGUUCGCACUUAAGAUAAAUGCCAAUGCUCCGAGCGAAUGGGAGCGACUACGCUCGCCCCUAAAUGGCGCGUGGCCGCCACCACGAUGGAAACACUCGGCAACUGUCGUGGACAACAAGAUCUACGUCUUCGGCGGUUUUCAAAGCAGCGCCACAAGGUUCAACGACUUGUGGAUCUUUAAUCCGAUUACACUGGACUGGAGCCAAUCUGGAGCGGGCUCUGGGGGUCUCAACAGUAAUAUCCAUCGUGCUAGUGUGGCCAAACCUGUGACCGCAGCACUGCCAGCACCAAGAGGGGCCCAUUCAGCGGUGGCUGUUCGACGCAAUAUAUACGUGUUUGGAGGAUAUGGGGGCACAGGGUACGGCCGAAGAGACUUCGACGACUUGUAUAUGCUACGCACCGAUGAUCUGAGCUGGACUAAAGUUACAUGCAAGGGCAAAUCACCGGACAAACGAGCUGGUCACCAAGCAUGCGCGGUGGAUGAUCUGAUGCUCGUAUGCGGAGGCUGGAAUAGUGUGGCUCAGUUUAAUGACUUGCAUAUAUUUGACUCGACGGUGAACUCGUGGACUCUGGUGGAAGGCACUCAUAUGGCUACGACGCUACCGAGAUGGAAUCACGCUUGCUGUGCAGUUUUAGCUAUUCCUCACGCGAAAGUUUUCGUGUUUGGGGGUGUCGUUGGAGAAGCGAACAACUACAACGCACAAGGGAGCUAUAUGAACGAUCUGAGUGUGCUUGAUACGGGUGAACUGAGCUGGAGUAUUCCAGAGAUCGAGGGAACCCCCCCUUGCGGACGAAGUGACACUACACUAGCCUACGAUGAUAAGGGUAGCCGUCUCAUUGUUUUCGGUGGCUGGGCUAAUGUAUGGCUCAAUGACAUUUUCUACCUAGACGUUAGCUGCGUCGUUGGACCCCCGUAUGGUAUUACAGCUAUUUUCCCGGACUUUGGACCGAUUACGGGUGGUACGCCUUUGGUGAUAGAAGGCAUUGAUUUUGUCAAUAAGCCUGUGACCAUCAGAUUCUCGUCUCGAAAAGGAUCUGUGGACGUUCCAGGUGAAUAUGUCAAUGAUCACACGCUAAAUGUUGUAGCACCAGACUUCUCCGCAUUUCCUGCCGGGGAUGUUCAGAUCCGCGUCGCACUGCAGAGUGAUUCAUUCACGACGACUUUUCAAACGUAUAACUAUUUCUCUGUUACUCAUGCGCCUUUAUGUUUUGCGUACGGCCCUGGUGUAUUGUCUGAAGGUGCUAGUGGUGAGCCUACUUGCUUCAUGAUUCAAGCGAGAGAUGCUCAGCGUAACUUGCGGACGCGGGGUGGAGACGAAUUUGUCGUGGAAGUUUCUGCAGAUGAAUCUGGCCCAAUGUUCUUGCCGAGCUUACAAAUUCAGGACCUGCUUAACGGCAAGUACUUAGUGAGUUACACGGUACCAAGCCCGGGGGAAUAUGAAGUCAAAAUCGAAUUCCAAGGUACAUUUGGUGGCAGUGCCGGUCAGAUCCGUGGAUCUCCGUACAUGGCUACAUUCGACGACAUUGUUACUCGUGAAAUGAACUUAAUGACGGGUAAGCUCGUACUGGAUCAAGUGUUGCAUGAUUUGCAAGGACUCCAGCAGUCGACGCGAGAGUGCAAUAUCGGUCUGGAACAACCUUUGUCAGACCCAACCUGGACACCCGAUCAAAUCACAGCUGCGUUAAUCAAACUAAAAGAGCAUGUCUUCAUGGUCGAGAAGCGCGGAGAAGCGACAUCUUUAUCGAUCGAAGAACUCCGAGCAGAAAUCGCUUUUCUUAAGGACGCAGGCAUUGUGGUAGCAAAGGAACAAGACAUAUUGAUGGCUGUUGAAAGCGCUUGGGGUGAGGUCCUGAAGAAGGUUCCAGCUGCAAGUAAUCGUAUCGCACCAUUAAUCGCGACCCAGAGUUUAAAAUUCCGUGACGAGGUUGCUGCGUAUGUGGAAGAGUUGCAAGCAAAAGAAGCACAGCUUAAGAUAAAGAGCUUCUGGAGUUUUUCUACUGGAGUUAAUGCCGCUCUAUCGUUAAUCAACGAAGAGCUGGUAAAUGCGGGAAAGGACAAGGCAGCUUUCAAGCGCAAGAAGCAUAUUGCAGAAAUUCUGGAAUGUGAAGAUUUGAUGGACCCGUGCGCUUCCAUUUUGAAAGCUAUUCAGCGGACACUGCAACACUGUCAUCAAAUGUGGGACUCCAUCUCAGAAGUAACAAGGAAAAUUGAUCUAUCGCGAGGAAUUCCGUGGAGCAUGAUCGAUGGCGUUGUAUUGGAAGAAGAAGCCAAGGCAUUUCUAUCGCUAGUGAAAGCCACCCACAAGGACAUCCGGGACUGUGACGCGUUCAAAAUGUUUGAACGCCUUGUAAAAGACUUUUUGAGCACGUGUCCGCUGUUUCAAGCUUUGCGUCAUCCAUCGAUGCGAAGACGCCAUUGGCAAGAUCUCAUUGCUGUCACAGGCAAGACCUUCGAGUGCCCAGACGACAACCCAUCUCUUAAGUUUACAGAUAUUCUAGCUUUAAACUUGCAUGAAUUUCAGCGCGAUGUGGAAGAAAUCACAGACCGAGCACAGAAGGAGGCCAAACAAGAGUCUGUUAUGCAAGAACUCGAGAACCGUUGGUCGACUAUUUGCCUAACAAUGACACCGUACAAAGACACGGCGGUGCCGUUACUACACAUGGCGGAAGAUGACGUAGAGAUGCUGGAAUCUGAUCAGUUGCUUGUGCAAGGCAUGUCUUCAGGGCGAAAUAGGUUCUUUCAAGAGCAGACACAACAAUGGCGGUCGAAGCUUAUGCUCGUUUCCGAAAUUGCUGGAGCGUUGCUGGAAAUACAGCGGUCGUGGUCGUAUUUGGAGCCGCUCUUCAUGCAGUCGGAAGAAGUUAAACGGGAGCUUCCUGACGAAGCUGCGAGAUUUGAACAUGUGGAUGAGCUCGUUCGACAAACGCUGGACAAGAUGUGGGACCAAGAACCGCCGGGAAAUAUCUUGCUAGCCUGCCAGCUUCCUGGACUGCUUGCAUUGCUGAAUGACCUUCGUGCCCGGUUGGAGAAGUGCCAGCAAGCACUGAAAGAGUAUCUUGACUCAAAACGCCGCAUGUUCCCGCGUUUUUAUUUCAUUUCUGAAGCUGAUUUACUCGAUAUCUUAUCGAAUGGCAGUAACCCACAGAAGAUAAUGGUUCACCUCGAGAAGGUAUUCCUGGCUACACAAACACUCCAACUAGCGAUGGAACGUGGUGGGGCAGGCGGCUCAAUGUUGGCUACCCACUUCAUUUCCAACGACUUUACAAAAGAAAUGAUAUCAUUUGAGAACAAAUUACAUUUGGAAGGUAAGGUGGAGAUGUACAUGCAGACGAUAUUGGAGUCUAUGCAACUUACCUUAAAGGGACAUGCAACUCGAUCGAUCACUCGAUUCCCCGAGCAAAACCGAGUGGACUGGCUAUUGCAAAAGGUUCCAUCAGCUACUGAAGGAGUGACACAAAAGGAUAACGUGGAUGCUGCUCAAAUUGCUUUACUUGUGGCUGGAAUUGAAUAUGCGAGAAGUGUUGAGAGUGCUUUUGGGCUACUAUCGAAAGGCCACGCGACGGCCAUGAAAGAGCUUUUGAAGAAAAUUGUGAUUCAGCUUACUGAUCUCAUUAAGCUGACACAAACUACCUUGUCCAAAGGAGAUCGCCAGCGAGCAAUGUGCAUGAUUACGAUGGACGCACAUUCACGGGAUAUUGUACAGAAGCUCCUAUACGAAGAGAUCACCUCGCCUAGUUCGUUUCUUUGGCAGUCACAGCUAAAGCAAAGACGGUCGGAUGAUCAAAACCACACAUAUCUCGAGAUUUGUGACGCUACUUUUGACUACGGAUUUGAGUAUUUGGGAAAUGGUCCAAGGCUCGUGAUUACCCCCCUAACAGACAGAAUUUAUGUUACGGCCACUCAGGCGCUUCAUAUUCAGAUGGGCUGUGCUCCUGCUGGGCCUGCUGGAACAGGAAAAACUGAAACGACGAAAGAUCUGGCAAAUAUGGUCGGCAAAAUAUGCUACGUAUUCAACUGCUCACCGGAAAUGGACUACAAGAAUUUAGGUAACAUUUUUAAAGGACUGGCUAGUGCAGGAGCAUGGGGCUGCUUUGAUGAAUUCAACCGACUAGCGCCAGAAGUACUGUCGGUUUGCUCCGUCCAGUUUAAGGCGGUCUGCGAUGGGAUUCGAAGUGAAAGCACGCAUGUUAUGGUGGAAGGUGACUCUGUCAAGCUCGAUCCCACAUGUGGUACGUUCAUCACGAUGAAUCCCGGCUACCUUGGGCGAUCGGAACUACCCGAAGGCUUAAAAGCACUAUUUCGCCCCAUUACAGUUAUGGCACCCGAUCUUGUGCUGAUUUGUGAAAACAUGCUAAUGGCGGAAGGAUUCCGAGAAGCCAAGCUGCUAGCUGCAAAGUUUUUUAGUCUGUAUUCACUACUUAGCGAGCUUCUUUCUAAGCAAGAUCAUUACGACUGGGGUCUAAGAGCAGUCAAGAGUGUACUUGUUGUCGCUGGAUCGUUCAAGCGUGCCGAACCGAAGCUUUCUGAGCAUGAAAUCCUGAUGCGCUCACUCCGAGAUUUUAACUUGCCCAAAAUCGUGAAGCAAGACCUCCUCGUGUUUAACGGCCUGCUUAGCGACCUGUUCCCUAACUUAAAUCUACCUCGUAAAAUCGACGAGGUAAUGGAAAAGUAUGUACACGUUGCGUGCGAAGAUCGCGGACUUUGGCCUCAUGAGCAAUUUCGGCUCAAAGUUAUUCAGCUGGAAGAAUUAUUAGCCAUCCGCCACUGUGUCUUCGUAAUGGGGCCACCUGGAAGUGGCAAGACUGAGUGCUGUGAAACUCUUGUCGCUGCCCGAAAGAAGAAAGGUGAGGAAUACGUGACAAGAGUUAUUGAUCUCAACCCCAAGGCGGUUUCUACUGAAGACCUGUACGGCUAUAUGGUGCUCGGGACACGAGAGUGGAAAGAUGGUCUUCUGUCUAAGAUAAUGCGUGAUGUGGCCAGUGGUUCAGCUACAGACACUCGGCCAAAAUGGAUCGUAUUGGAUGGAGAUCUGGAUGCUAAUUGGAUUGAAUCGAUGAAUUCCGUCAUGGAUGACAAUAAAAUGUUAACCCUUGCGUCAAAUGAGCGUAUUCCUGUCAAGCCGAAUAUGCGACUUCUUUUUGAAAUUCGAGAUUUGAAAUAUGCAACCCCCGCUACCGUCUCGCGCGCGGGUAUCUUGUAUAUUUCUGAUGAUGAUGGCUUUCAGUGGAGAUCGUUCUUGGCGAGCUGGGUAGCGACUAAAGGAACGUCUGUUCAGCAGCGUACAGCUUUGGGAGAAGCUAUGAACAAGUACAUCGAUCCAAUUAUUGCAUUCGUGAAGCAGUCUUGUAAGACUAUCGUGCCCAUGCAGGAAAUAACUUUGGUUCAUACGUACCUUUACUUCCUUGACGCCGUACUGGACGCUGAAACGCUUCGGGAUUCGAAGAAAGUUGACAUUCUGAGUGGGUUCAUCUCUGUCUGGGCAUUUGGUGCUGCUCUUACGAUCACGGAUGAUGGAACAGAUUAUCGCAAAUUAUUUAGUGAAUGGUGGAGAAGCGAGUUUAAGCACAUCAAGUUUCCCGCUCGUGAUACUGUCUUCGAUUAUUGGCUUGACCCUAACACACUUUCGUUCGAUACAUGGCGCGCGUCGCCGUACUUUAAGGCUGUUCAAUUCGAUGGAUCUGUUGCCAUGUCAUCGGUUACUGUGCCUACUCCCGAGACUGCCUCAAUCACGAGUUGGAUGAGCGUAAUGGUCCGUGAAGAGCGUCCGUUCAUGCUGUGUGGCAACGCAGGCACUGGCAAGACCCAGCUGAUUCAAGGCUUGCUUAAUAACCUAGACUGUCGGGGAUCUGCUUCUUCGUCUGCAUCGUCAACAAUGUCAACGAAAGGACCAGCGGCUAGCAUGAGUAUCAACUUCAAUUACUACACAAAUGCAUACGCGCUCCAAGCUAUACUCGAGUCAAAGCUAUCGAAACGAGUUGGCUCAACAUUUGGGCCUACGGUUGGGGAACAGUUGAUCUACUUCCUUGAUGACCUGAACCUUCCUCAAAUCGACCCGUAUGGGACCCAAAGUGCCAUCGCUUUACUCCGCCAGUAUUUGGACUAUGGCCAUUGGUACGACAGAGCUAAGUUCUCGCUGAAACAGAUCGUAAAUGUGCAGUUUUUGAGUUGCAUGAACCCCAAUGCUGGAAGUUUCAAUAUCAACCCGCGACUUCAACGGCAUUUCGUAACGUUUGCGCUACCACAACUCAGUGCAGCAAGCCUACAAGUAAUUUACACCACUUUUCUCGAAGGUUACGCGGCUGAUUUUGUUGAAGAUAUCCGGAAGAUGUCCCAGUCUAUACUGAAAGCUGCACUAAAUCUUCACGUGCAGGUUUGCAGCACGUUUCGGAAGACGGCUGCAAACUUUCAUUACGAGUUUAAUAUUCGGCAUGUAGCGAAUGUCUUCCAAGGUUUGCUGAUGGCGAAGCCACCGACCUUUGAAGAUCCGCUAAAGUUUGCGCUGUUGUGGGUGCACGAAUCGGCCCGCGUCUAUGGAGACCGCUUAGUGUCAGCACAAGAUCAAGCCAAAUUCACGUCUAUCGUGCAGCAGCAAGCACGGAAGUGCUUUCCUGCGCUGAACUUCAUGCGUUAUUUUGCCCCUGCUGCGUCAGGCUCAGAAAACGGUAAGGAGUCGUCCCUGCUUCAGUCGGACCCGAUUUUAUUUUGUCAUUUUGUGAACGGUUUGCGUACGAACGAAUACGACCAAGUCGUGUCCGUCCAAGUCCUGCAUGCUACAGUUGAAGAAGCACUGUCCGAGUACAAUGAGCUAAACGGGAAGAUGGAUCUGGUAUUGUUCAAGGAUGCCUUGGAGCAUAUUGCUCGGAUCGUGCGCAUAAUUUCAAACCCAUCGGGUCAUGCACUACUCGUCGGUGUUGGUGGGAGUGGACGGAAAUCAUUGGCACGCUUAAGUGCUUUCAUUUGUGGAUACUCGCUUGUCGAGAUCACAAUUACGCAGGCAUACUCAUUACUGGACUUCAAAACGGAUCUUCAGAAUAUGUUCCUGAAGGCGGGCGUUAAAGGUGACGGUGUUGUUUUCCUCUUCGACGACAACCAGAUCAAGAACGAACGAAUGCUCGUGUAUUUAAACGACCUUCUGUCAAGUGGAAAUGUUCCAGAUUUGUACAACGCCGACGAGCAAACGAAUCUAAUUCAACAGUUCCAGCCAAAGAUGAUGGCUGCGUUGGCAGCAAGUGCUGCUUCAAACCCUAUUGGCGACUCCAGUGCCGCCAUGAAUCUUAGCUCUGAAGGUUCCGAAAAGGAGCGUGCUUGGCGAUGGUUUAUACAAGAAAUCAAACGCAACCUGCACAUUGUUCUUUGUUUCUCUCCGGCAACUGCCGACUUCCGGAUGCGAGCGCGAAAGUUCCCGGCAUUGGUGAAUUGCGCGCUUAUCGACUGGUUUCAGCCGUGGCCAAAAGAAGCAUUGCGCUCGGUUGCUGCGCGCUUUAUAUCCUUCGAAAGUCUCCCUCAGCUGAAUCCUCCCGAGCAUGUCGUGAUGGCUGUACAAAAUUUCAUGCCCUUUGCUUUCCAGAGCACAAAUACUGUAGCGAAGGAGUUCUUAUCACACGAAAAGCGCCACGUAUAUUCCACUCCGAAGUCGUAUCUCGAGUGCCUGACAUUGUACCGGCGACUUUUAUUGCAGAAGCACACGAACCAUCAAAAAGCAAUGCAACGGCUCCAAAGUGGCUUGGAGAAGAUGGAGUCAACAGGAGAUAUUGUGGCAACGAUGGAGGAAGAGUUGAAACGCACGCUAGAAGAAGCUGAGAAGAAGAAAGUGAUUGUAGAGGAGCUUGCUGCACGACUGCGGAAAGAAAAAGAAAUCGUGGAGAAUGAAACAGCUCGAGCAAACGUCGAGCGUGAGAAAUGUGCCGUCAUUCAGACUGAUGUGUCCGUGAAGAAGGCGGAUACGGAGGCAGAUCUUGCGCAAGCUCAACCGAUGGUCGAUGCCGCGAUGGCAGCUUUAGAUACACUCAACAAAAAAGAUCUUGGAAACUGUAAGACUAUGGCGAAGCCUCCAGCAGGUGUGGGCGACAUAUUUGGUGCUGUGACUGUGCUUUUCGCUGGCGUGAAUCCAAACAUUGUCAUCCAAAAAAACGGCAAGGUGAAAGACAAAGAUCGAUCAUGGGAAGCCUCGAAGAAGGUAUUGUUAGGGAAUAUUAACGCCUUGGUUGAAGAGUUGAAAGGAUUCAAGGAAUUGGUGGACAACCAGCAGGUUCCAGAGGUCAACUGGAAAGAAAUUCGUCCGUUCUUACAGCUUGAAUAUUUUAAUGUGGAAGCGAUCGAAAAAAAAAACUCCGCGGCCGCUGGACUAUGUGCUUGGGUGAUCAACAUUGUGGCCUACUACGACGCUAUAGUUGUGGUGGAGCCAAAGAAGCGAGCAUUAGAAGAAGCUAACGAAAAGCUACGGGUUGCCAACGAGAGACUUGAGCUCGUAAAUCAAAAGGUGACAGCGCUGGAAGAGAAGCUUUCCACUUUGACCGAAGAGUUUGACAAGAUCAAUAACGAGGUUCUCGACGCAGUGGCCUUGCUGGAGAGGGGACGACUUCGUAUGGAACUCGCUCGACGGCUAGCAAAUGCACUAGGAAGUGAAAGUGAACGGUGGGCUAAUGAACUCGAACAGCUCCGCGCAAGUGCUGAAAUGUUGGUCUGCGACGUUGUGAUCGCUGCGAGUUUUGUGUCGUACGUCGGUGCCUUCACAAAGCCCUUCAGAGAUUUGCUAAUCAACGAAAAGUGGCUGCCGUUCCUGCGUAAAUCGUUGGCUGAAUCAUCAUCAAAGGCUGAUAAAGAUAAGGUACCACCCACCGCUAUGACUGAAGUCGGCAACCCAUUGCAGAUUCUUGCGACACCAUCGGAAAUUGCUGAGUGGAACACAAAAGGCCUUCCGAGUGACCGUGUGUCGGUCGAGAAUGGCGCUAUCGUGCGCAAUAGCUCUCGCGCCCCGCUAUUGAUUGACCCACAACUUCAAGGUAUAUAUUGGCUGCGAGAAAUGGAGAAGCAUGCUCGGCGUGCUGCACCAAGUUCACUGCAGGUUGUACGUCAAGACCAGCCAAAUCUGCCUCUUCUAUUGGAAUCAGCAGUGGAGCACGGGUACACGGUGAUCGUAGAAAACAUGGGGGAAAAGCUGGAAGUGUGUUUGUGGCCGGUGAUCUCUCGGUCUACUACGGUGCGCGGACAUAAAACUUUACUGAAAAUGGGAGACAAGUUGGUUGAGCUACACCCCGAUUUCCGUCUGUAUCUACACACAAAAUUGUCGAAUCCACACUACCCGCCUGAGCUGCAGGCAGAGACAUCGAUGGUCAACUUUGCUGUGACUCAGCAAGGUUUAGAGGACCAACUUUUAUCGCUUGUAGUACGCAAAGAGUGGUCCAAGAUAGCGAAAGUCCGUACUGCACUCAUCCAUCAGCAGAACGAAUUCAAAAUUCGAAUUCAGACGUUGGAGGACCGUAUUCUGUCAAGUUUAGCCGACGCUGAAGGCGAUGUUACGGAAAAUGUGCAGGUAAUCACAGAUUUGGAGACAACUAAAGCUACAGCUCAGGAAAUCGCGAAAAAGGCCGCCAAGGCUACGGAGUAUGAGGUCCAAAUUAACGAGCUGAGCGCAAAGUACCAGUCAGUGGCGAAUCGUGGAGCACUUCUGUUCUUUCUCAUGAAUGGGAUGCAUCGCAUGCAUUCGUAUUAUGUGUAUUCUCUGAAUGCAUACGUUGUGAUCUUUCAGCGCGGUAUUGACCUGGUUCAACCCGACAAGGACCCUGGGAGGCCGCCAUCCUCAAGUGGCGGUGGGCUACUCGGUCGCUUAAAGGCUGCUGCUAAGAAGAUUAUCGUUUCGCAACGCUUUCAGUGGAAUUCGGAUUUACUAUUGGCAGAUCGAGUCGUGGACAGCAAUACCGAACAAGAUCUGGAUGUUCUCAUGAAAGAAACAGAUCAGCAAGAAAUGCCUUCAAAUGCCCAGGUCGAAGCGCGGUGCACACAGCUCAAAAACUCCAUCACCGACGUUGUUUUUAAUUACAUUCGUCGUGGUCUUUUCGAGAAGGAUAAGCUGACUUUAGCCACACAGCUGUGCUUUGCAAUUUUGCGGUCCGAAAUGAAGAUCGAGGCAGUCGAUGUACGGCAGCUCGUGACUUGCGGUACUGCGAGUGACAUGGGCUCAGGAAUGGGACUUCUUAGCGAGUGGAUGACCGAGACGGUGUGGCUGCGCGUGCGUAAACUUGAAGAAAGCAUAGCAGGGCUGCAGAAGCUCACGACGCUCAUGCGGUCUGAUAGUGACGAGUGGAGAGAAUGGUGCGAUGCGGAAAAGCCGGAGUUGAAGCCUCUUCCGGGGCAAUUCAAAACAUCGGUCACACCAAUCCAGUUGCUGCACCUUGUCCGGGUCUUGCGUCCGGAUCGAAUGAUCUUUGCCCUGAGAUCCUUUCUCAGUGAUACUUUUGGGAAGCAGAUGGUACAACAGCCUCCUUUUGACAUGGAGGCUGCGUAUCAAGAAACUAGCGCCUCAACUCCGAUGUUCUUCGUAUUAUUUUCUGGUGUUGAUCCAACCUCGUGGGUGGAAACACUUGGUAAAAAGUUUGAGUUCACGUACGAACGAGGAAAUCUUACGAACAUUUCGAUGGGUCAAGGACAGGAGGAAUAUGCUGACAAUACACUUAUGAAAUCCUCUCGGGAAGGAAGCUGGGUGAUCCUUCAGAAUAUCCAUCUGAUGCAAUCAUGGUUACCUAGGUUGGAGCGCUCACUGGAGGUUUACUCUGUGUCUGCAGACCAGAAUUUCCGAUGUUUUCUGUCUUCUGAGGGGCCAGCGUUAGCAUCGCUCAGUAACCUGCCAGAGUCGCUACUUCAAAAGUUGCAAACGAAGCUCCGACCGACCUGAAGAGCAAUUUGCGUCGUGCGUGGGCUAAUUUCUCUGUCCAACAACUCGAAGACUGUGCGCAGCCUAACGAGUAUCAAGGCUGUUUAUUCGCACUGUGUUUCUUCCACGCGCUGGUAUUGGGACGACGAAGAUUCGGGUGUCAAGGAUGGAGUCGUCCGUACAGCUUCAACACCGGAGACUUACUCAUCUGCUCGGACGUACUUCGACGGUACCUUGACACUGCGGCGACUAGCAGGUCGAAGAGCUUACCAUGGGACGAUUUGCGCUACAUUUUCGGUGAAAUCAUGUAUGGAGGACACAUCACGGACCAUUGGGACCGUAUCACUAACAACACGUAUCUAAACGAAGUCUUCACCCGAGAAAUUCUGCAGGGCAAGGAGCUCACUGCUGGCUUCAAAUGCCCAGAUCCAUUCACUUACAGCUAUAGCAAGUAUGUCGACCACAUUGAAACGCAAUUGCCAAGCGAAUCGCCUACGGUGUACGGACUACAUCCUAACGCAGAAGUGGGGUAUCUGGUAGAGGCGGCCAACGAAUUAUUCGCAACUAUUGCCAAGUCCCAGCCAUCUGCAGGGCCAUCUACGCCUCCUAGUGGCUCUGCAGCAACGAGUUCAGGUGGAGCAGUAAGCGAAAACGCCCAAGUGUAUGCGAUUGUGGAAGAUCUACUGGAAAAACUUCCACCAGAGAUUGACCUUGCUGACUUACAAGCAAAGGCAGAACCGCUUCUGACAACGGAUCAAUCUCCGUACGUUGUGGUUGCACUGCAAGAAGCAGCUCGUAUGCACACACUGCUCCACGAAAUUCAAAGUAGCCUGAUUGAGCUCACGAAAGGAAUUCAAGGCACGUUGAACAUGACGGAACCGAUGGAAGAUCUCAUGGCGGCUUUGUUAAUCAACCAAGUACCUGGUCGCAAUGUGCUGCACAUGUGUUCCUGGGAGCGCUACGCGUGGUGGUCUCGUAAGUCGUUGUCUCUUUGGUUCGCAGAUCUGUUGGAUCGCAUCCAGUUCCUCUCGAACUGGACGAGUGAGUUCCGGUUGCCGUAUUCGAUGUGGAUCUCGGGGCUCUUUAAUCCUACCGCGUUCCUCACUGCUAUCAAGCAGUGCACCGCACGAACCCACGGUAUUCCGCUCGACUCCAUGGCUAUCGAAACACAUGUGACUCCAAUCACAGAAGCUGAGGGCGUCGAAUCCUAUCCUGAAAUGGGCGCAUACAUCCACGGCUUGUUCAUGGAAGGCGCACGAUGGGAGUUCCCAAUGAAAGACGGCGAAAAGACGUCACCCUUCUCGUACGAUGUCGAUUCCAUUGCUUGUGGUGGACAUUUGGUGGACCCCAUGCCGAAGGAGCUGUUGCCUGCUGCACCUGUAAUCUAUGCACGAGCUGUGGUGAUUGACAGCAAGUGGGAAGCCACAGCAGUGGGUCAUUUCCGACGCAAUAAGGAGGUAUUUGAUUGUCCUGUGUACCAGACAACACUGCGAGGACCGACGUACGUGUUCCUGGCUACACUUAACACAAUCCAACCGAAGGCGAAGUGGACGCUGGCCGGCGUAGCGCUCGUCAUGCAGCGAGAUUCAUAG
Molecule: messenger RNA, 12653 nt
Organism: Phytophthora infestans T30-4
Lineage: Eukaryota; Oomycota; Peronosporomycetes; Peronosporales; Peronosporaceae
Product: dynein heavy chain
Exons: 1
Coding region: 1-11082 (3693 amino acids)
Biological process (GO): microtubule-based movement
Cellular component (GO): dynein complex
Molecular function (GO): ATP hydrolysis activity; minus-end-directed microtubule motor activity; ATP binding
Source: RefSeq, a predicted model, not a curated record